AUGACUCAAGCAUUACCUAGUGACAUCUCUAAAAGAAAAUUAGGUAAUAAUAUUGUAACACUCGGGGUGAGAUUCGAAGGUCUAUAUGCAACAAAAGUGGCGCAAUUGAAAGCUAUCACUGAAAGUUAUGACAAAGAAUUCGCUGAUUUUGAAAAAGAAGCACCAAUUGCUGCUAAGAAGGAUAAUUUGACAGAAGUUCCAGAACCUCUUGUGAUAUGGUAUAAUCGUUAUUCAGAAGUUGUGGAUGCUGUAAAACAUAGCACUAGCCAAUUGGACGACAAAAUCCAACAUUUGAAAAAACUUUUGAAACAAUAA
Molecule: messenger RNA, 315 nt
Organism: Entrophospora sp. SA101
Lineage: Eukaryota; Fungi; Glomeromycota; Glomeromycetes; Entrophosporales; Entrophosporaceae
Source: the annotation of a GenBank genome assembly